AUGAUAGCGGAGCCGGAAUUGGUUCAUCUUCCGAAUGAAAUUCUGUUGCAGGUAUUCCGCCGCUUGCCACGUCAUGACAUCUUCUUCGGUGUCGCCCAUGUGAAUACUCGCUUCAGAAGCUUGGUGCACAACAAUUUGAAAACUGUCAGAUUAUUCGACGCCCACUGCCACGUGAACAUCGUUGACAACCGUCCACUCACGAAGUAUCGAGAGGAUGGCACUGAUCCGAUUAUCACCUACAGUUUCACACUUUUUGAUCGUCGGGGGCCAGAAUUCACUCAAAAACGUCGUCUAUGUCUCCGAGGAAACGAUACACGAUACAAGGAGCUCCACGUAUCUCAUUUCAAUGAUUCCACGAUGCAAGCUCAAUUCGAACGAGCUGGAAAUGGACAUGACAUCACAGUCUCCCCGACCACUGCACAGACGCUCUUAUCCUACAUGAACCUCCAAGCGAUCCGUAUCCAAGUCCGCAAGCAGUGCAAACCAGAGUCGAUACGGAUUGAGGACGACUUCUUUGCGGAUUCGUUGAAGUUUUUGGAGGAAAAGUGUUGUCGAGUGGAGAUCAAAUCCCUUCUCCUCUGCUCGAAAAACCCUCUCUUCUCAUGGCAACUCGGUCAGAAGUCUCUCUUGAAGCUCUCCAAUCUCGAAGGCCUUCAGAAUCUCAUCCUCGAGAAUAUGACGACGUUCGACCCGAACUUUCUGAAGCUCCCCACCAAGAACCUGGCGAGUCUCCAAUUCCGUCUGGACCCCCGCCACCGUAUGGAAUUCGAUCAAAUGACGUCAUCCCCAAUAACCGGAGAUAUUCUGAAGACACUUUCCAACUCAUCCGUCGCCCGUCUCGACUUCUCAGCCUACGCCGAGGUCUCUCAAAUUGUCAGUAUGAUUUCAGCAGUCGAUAUGUGCUGCUUCAUCGAGAACUGGCAUUUCUCUCCGAAGCCAUGGCUCAUCAAAGGGAUCUCCUUUAACUCGACAGUCACGAUUGAUGACUUUAGAGUUGCUGUUCAUCAAUUUCUUCCAAAAACCUUCGCCACGCCCAUUCCCUAUUGCCGCUUCCAGACCCGUCAUCGAAAAUCGAUGGAUAUCGUUUUGGAAUUCGCUUGUUAUGGGAAUGGAACCGCUACUCAAUGGAUCAUCCGUACCGGUCAUCUCACCUAUUAA
Molecule: messenger RNA, 1158 nt
Organism: Caenorhabditis remanei
Lineage: Eukaryota; Metazoa; Nematoda; Chromadorea; Rhabditida; Rhabditidae
Exons: 8
Coding region: 1-1158 (385 amino acids)
Molecular function (GO): protein binding
Source: RefSeq, a predicted model, not a curated record